CCCCCCCCCCCAGCAUAAGCAGCCGUCGCCGCACCUGAGCCGCUACUGCCGCUCGCUCAGGACAGCGCUAUGGCUGAGGCUGGUCACAACCACCAAUCCUCUGCCAGAGGCAGGGGACGGGCCCGGAGACGCGCACCUCAGCUUCUGCGGUUGUUGCUGUGGGCUGGGACCGCCUUCCAGGUGACCCUGGGAACCGGACCAGAGCUUCACGCCUGCAAAGAGUCAGAGUACCACUAUGAGUACACCGCGUGUGACAGCUCGGGCUCCAGGUGGAGGGUCGCCGUGCCGCACAGCCCGGGCCUGUGCACCAGCCUCCCCGACCCCAUCAAGGGCACCGAGUGCUCUUUCUCCUGCAACGCUGGGGAGUUCCUGGAUAUGAAGGACCAGUCCUGCAAGCCAUGCGCUGAGGGCCGCUACUCCCUUGGCACGGGCAUCCGCUUCGAUGAGUGGGAUGAGCUGCCUCAUGGCUUUGCCAGCCUCUCAGCCAACAUGGACAUCGAUGACGGCGCCACGGAGUCCACCGAGAACUGCACUCUGUCCAAAUGGGUUCCCCGGGGUGACUACAUCGCCUCCAACACGGACGAAUGCACAGCCACACUGAUGUACGCCGUCAACCUGAAACAAUCGGGCACGGUUAACUUUGAGUAUUAUUACCCGGACUCCAGCAUCAUCUUUGAGUUUUUCGUUCAGAAUGACCAGUGCCAGCCCAACGCAGAUGACUCCCGGUGGAUGAAAACCACGGAGAAAGGAUGGGAAUUCCACAGUGUUGAGCUGAAUCGAGGCAAUAAUGUCCUCUAUUGGAGAACCACAGCCUUCUCAGUGUGGUCCAAAGUUUCCAAGCCUGUGCUUGUGAGAAACAUUGCCAUAACAGGGGUGGCCUACACUUCAGAAUGCUUCCCCUGCAAGCCCGGCACAUAUGCAGCCAAGCAGGGCUCCUCUUUCUGUAAACUCUGCCCAGCAAACUCUUACUCCAGUAAAGGAGAAACUUCUUGCCACCCAUGUGAUCCUGACAAAUACUCAGAAAAAGGGUCUUCCUCUUGCAAGGCGCGCCCAGCCUGUACGGACAAGGAUUACUUCUACACACACACGGCCUGUGAUGCCAACGGAGAGACGCAGCUCAUGUACAAAUGGGCCAUGCCGAAAAUCUGUGGCGAGGACCUUGAGGGGGCUGUGCAGCUGCCCGCUUCUGGUAUGAAGACCCGCUGCCCACCCUGCAACCCAGGCUUCUUCAAGACGAGCAACAGCACCUGCGAGCCCUGCCCGUACGGCUCGUACUCCAACGGCUCUGAUUGUACCCACUGCCCAGCUGGGACUGAGCCUGCCGUGGGAUUUGAAUACAAAUGGUGGAACACGCUGCCUGAAAACAUGGAAACUACUGUUCUCAGCGGGGUCAACUUUGAGUACAAGGGUCUGACAGGCUGGGAGGUGGCUGGUGACCACAUUUAUACGGCUGUCGGAGCUUCGGACAAUGACUUCAUGAUUCUCACUCUGGUUGUGCCAGGAUUCAGACCUCCGCAGUCAGUUGCAGCAGACACAGAGAACAAAGAAGUGGCCAGGAUCACAUUUGUCUUCGAGACCAUCUGUUCUGUGAACUGUGAGCUCUACUUCAUGGUGGGCAUGAAUUCUAAGACCAACACUCCUGUGGAGACCUGGAAAGGUUCCAAAGGCAAACAGUCCUAUACCUACACCAUUGAGGAGAAUGCCACUGUGAGCUUCACCUGGGCCUUCCAGAGGACCACGCUUCACGAGACGGGAAGAAAGUACACCAGUGACGUUGCCAAGAUCUACUCCAUCAACGUCACCAAUGUCAUGGGCGGAGUGGCCUCCUACUGCCGUCCCUGCGCCCUGGAAGCGUCCGACACGGGCUCCUCCUGUACCUCGUGUCCUGCUGGAUAUUACAUUGAUCGAAGUUCCGGGACCUGCCACUCCUGCCCCACGAACACCAUCCUGAAAGCCCACCAGCCUUAUGGCGCCCAGGCUUGUGUGUCUUGCGGUCCAGGAACCAAGAACAACAAGAUCCACACUCUCUGCUACAACGACUGCACCUUCUCACGAAACACCCCCACCAGGAUUUUCAACUACAAUUUCUCAGCUUUGGAAAACACCAUCUCUCUGACCGGAGUGCCAAGCUUCACUUCAAAGGGGCUGAAGUACUUCCAUCACUUUACCGUGAGUCUCUGUGGAAACCAGGGAAAGAAAAUGUCCAUAUGCACUGAUAAUGUCACUGACAUCAGGAUCCCUGAAGGAGAGGCAGGUUUCUCCAAGUCCAUCACCGCCUACGUCUGCCAGGUGGUCAUCAUCCCCUCAGAGGUGACCGGCUACAAGGCCGGGGUGUCCUCACAGCCUGUCAGCCUUGCUGAUCGACUUGUUGGGGUGUCCACAGACACGACGCUGGAUGGAAUCACCUCCCCAGCUGAACUUUUCCACGCAGAAAACUCAGGAACACCUGACAUCAUCUUCUUUUUUAGAUCCAACGAUGUGACUCAGUCCUGCAGUUCUGGAAGAUCCACCACCAUCCGCCUCAGAUGUCAUCCACUGAAAACUGCCCCUGGAAAUCUGUUGCUACCCAGCAUGUGCGCUGACGGGACCUGCGACGGCUGCAACUUCCACUUCCUGUGGGAGAGCCAGGCCGCCUGUCCGCUCUGCUCCGAGUCUGACUACCACACCUUCGUCAGCAGCUGUGUGGCUGGCAUCCAGAAGACCACUUACAUGUGGCGAGAACCAAAGAUAUGCUCCGGUGGCAUCUCCCUGCCUGAGCAGAGAGUCACCAUCUGCAAGACCAUAGAUUUCUGGCUGAAAGUGGGCAUCUCCGCAGGCACCUGUACUGCCAUCCUGCUCACCGUCUUGACCUGCUACUUCUGGAAGAAGAAUCAAAAACUAGAGUAUAAGUACUCCAAACUGGUGAUGAACGCCACCCUCAAGGACUGUGACCUGCCAGCAGCCGACAGUUGCGCCAUCAUGGAAGGCGAGGAUGUGGAAGAUGACCUCAUCUUUACCAGCAAGAAGUCACUCUUUGGGAAAAUCAAAUCGUUUACCUCCAAGGUAGAGAGGACUCCUGAUGGCUUUGACUCAGUGCCGCUGAAGACAUCUUCAGGAGGCCCAGACAUGGACCUGUGAGGGGCGCCGCCUGUCUCCUCACCCGGGCACGUCACCUCGAAGCCUGUGGUGAUUUGGAUGCCAGCAUCCUGCAAUACCCACUGCUGGAAAGCUCUUCAUUGUGGCCUUAUCAGAAGUUUGGAUUUCAGAUGUUUGUUUUUUAUGGAGUAUCUAAGCUCUUUUCUGCUUGCCUCAAACCUGCCAAAUAUACCCACGUUUUGUUUGUAUAGUA
Messenger RNA from Jaculus jaculus (lesser Egyptian jerboa), 3328 nucleotides. It is a transcript of the gene Elapor1, whose product is annotated as endosome-lysosome associated apoptosis and autophagy regulator 1. The coding region runs from base 70 to 3117 and encodes 1015 amino acids. The transcript is spliced from 22 exons. NCBI's taxonomy places the organism in Eukaryota, Metazoa, Chordata, Mammalia, Rodentia, Dipodidae. The record is from RefSeq and is a predicted model, not a curated record. Gene Ontology annotation, biological process: autophagosome assembly; positive regulation of vacuole organization. Gene Ontology annotation, cellular component: late endosome; lysosome; trans-Golgi network.